This is a messenger RNA of Strongylocentrotus purpuratus (purple sea urchin), 5417 nucleotides long. RefSeq lists its product as uncharacterized. The coding region runs from base 79 to 4413 and encodes 1444 amino acids. The record is from RefSeq and is a predicted model, not a curated record. NCBI's taxonomy places the organism in Eukaryota, Metazoa, Echinodermata, Echinoidea, Camarodonta, Strongylocentrotidae. Gene Ontology annotation, molecular function: ATP binding; protein serine/threonine kinase activity. The transcript has 22 exons. Gene Ontology annotation, cellular component: nucleus; cytosol; cytoplasm. Gene Ontology annotation, biological process: protein phosphorylation; regulation of DNA-templated transcription; intracellular signal transduction.
UCAGUCGAUAAGUUCAGUUUGACGGUUGCAUAGCGUUGAUACGAACGCUGUGCAUAAUUUUGUGCGGAGAAUUCGAAAAUGGCUGAAGAAUUAAACAGAUCUACUGCCUCCAACCUGACAGCAGGAGAAGCCCUUGCCAUGGCAACCAAAGAUGCUGCAGGUGCGUCCGUCUCUCCUCUGCGGAUGCAGGCGCUCAAGUCUCCAAUCCCACGCCAGAGCUCACUUCCCGUCAGAGCAAAUUCACCUGCUGCCAGAAUGCAUCAGCUCAUCAAUAGAAACAUCCUCUCUUUCCCUGGCAAGAUCCCCUCCGGACCUCAGAGUUGUUCCCAGUCUUUUGGAGGCACGAUGAGGAAGAAAGAUCAGUUUGGUUCACCCUCCUAUCCAUCUCCCCUCGACAGGAUUAGGACAGGAAAAAGAGAGCGAGCAGCCCAGCUUGGUUUAAGUGCAUCCUUCAAUACAUCACUAGACAUAAACCAGACCUUCCCAUUCACCGAGCUACCAGCCGCCAAGUCAGACAUCACAUCGAUUGAACCCACCGCAGGAUGCACACUCGACAAGUUCAAAGGAGACGAGCUGAACUCCCUCAGCUUCACUGGAGGACUAUCAAAGGGGUCCUUCGCCCCCGCCCCGACCCCGCCCCCACUAAACAUGUCCCUGGGGAGGUCCUGGUCCUUCUACAACUUUGUGGGCGGGGCACAGACGGGCGUGGCCCUUCCUACCACCGUGCGUAACCCCAACAAGGCCAUGCUGACCAUUGAGGCACGCAGUACCAAGAUUUUGUUAGCAAGUAAGAUGGCCGGAGAACUGUUUGGGUACGACCCUGGAGAGCUGGUGGGAAAGAAGAUGACCGAUCUCCUGUCCCUCCCUGACCGGAACAGACCACAUGCUCUCAUGGAGGAACAUCUAGAAUCCACAGGACAAGUGGUCAUGGUCUCAGGACAUGUGUUUGACAUUUUAGAUUCGUGUGGCCUGGUCAUUCCCGUCUCUCUCUGGAUGAAGAAACUGACCGACGAGGAGAACCCAAAAUGUCUGGUCGUCAUGGAACCCGUUGAGAGGACGUCGGGAAAAAUCGUCUUUGACGUCACAGGAGCCAUUGUGAGAGCGAGCCACGAGAUCGUCUACCUGCAUGGCUUCACGUCGGAGAAUGAGGUGAUGGGGAUGAGUGUCAAACAACUCAUGCCUCACCUCAAUCUGCCCUCUAUCAAUGGAAAUAUUGAUGCUUCUGUGAAGAAGCAGCAGGUGACUGGUAGAACCAAAGAUGGCUCCUCCUUCCCUGCAAGUGUUAAAAUCAGAUCUGUAAAACCUCAAGAACUGGUGGAUAAUACCUCCCUCAACGACACUGGACAAGCCUCGAGUUUAUCCACGUCUAACUUCUCCACCGCUAAUUUCUCCACCACCACCAAUCACGCUGACACUCUUGACCUUCUGUCGACCGCUGGGUCAUCAGCAGAUUAUGAACUCUGUCCUCCAAAUGAAAACCAAGACGUCAGGUGCUAUUGGUCUUGGGACCAAUUAUUUUGCGCGAGUGUGUGGGUCUUUGCUAACAUCAGUGGUAUGGUCAGCAUUCUGCCAGACGGUACUAUCCACAGUAUCAACUCGACCUUCUCCGUCAUGCUCUUUGGUCAAGUACACGAUGACCUCGUGGGCAAGCACAUCACCGCCAUCGUUCCCAACUUCUACGACAACCUGGACAUACUGGAUGACAGCUCCAUGCCCCUGCCUCCCCUGGACGAUGACAGCCUGGAGGAGGAGGAGUUGUCCGAUGAGUCUGAUUCCUUCAACCUGCCGACCAGCAGACCGGCCUCCAGGGCACCCGACCACGCCCUACCCAAGCAGGGGAUUCCCCAUGGUGGGGGCGGUGGUGAUGUUGUCGCCAUCCAUGAUGCAGACAGAAGUGCAGCAGAGAGACCUGAUACAGCUGAUCUGAUCCAAGCGGCCAGCGAGAUAGCUUCGGGGUUGGAGACGCCCGACUUGCCGCUUCGCCCAGAGAGCACCACCACCGAUGAACUCCUGCAAUCCUCAGGUGGAAGAAUAGACGUUCCAUCCCGUCUCCUUGCUCUCCCAUCGUCCAUCGAGCCGAGCAGCAGGCACGAGAGCACAGAGGUCAUCAUCGGGAACGCAAGCACGCUGGGACGGGUGAGUGAGCUAGACAUGGAAGGCUCCCUCUCAGCCCAGAUAUCUACAGUCAGCGACGGUGGGAAGCUUCCGGACGAGGGGUCCUCCAACCUCCUUGGACUUCCUCUCUCUGGUAGGCAUGUGAGUACUGAAGUUCAGAUUGGCAACGAGAGCGAACUAGGGAGGGUCAGCGAGUUGGGACUUCAUUCCAUCUCUCAUGGAGGCAAUACAGACUUGAUCCGGGAAGAGAUGGCCAAGGUCGAACAGUUCUCCAUGGAUGCAGAAGAGGACGAAGGAAAACUGAGCGAGAGCACGAGUAGCAUCAGGAGUGUGAAGGAGGAAAUAGCUCGAUUAGAAAGACUCUCUUUAGGAGGUGGUGGUGGUGACAGUUCUGCUAGAUCUCCAAGGACAGAAGGUAACUUGAUAAAGUGUGAUUCUGGUGACCAGAACCGAGGGGACGGUGAGAAGGGAGAAGAACCUGCUGAACGGAUAAGUGCAAAUAUAACCGGUGAGGAUGGAGAUCGAGGAGAGUCGGGGAAGGAGGGAAUCCAGCUGGAUCUGAAUUCUGUUGACAGCGAAGAGAACGAGGUAGUAACGGCAAGGGAAGUCACUCAGGAUGCUGAAGAGGAAAGGAAGGGUGAGGAUGGGGUAGAUGAAGGUCAGGACAAGGUCAGACGGACUUGCUGGACGGAAGGCAACCAAGCCUCCGAGCUCGCCCAAUGUAAGGUUUCCGCGAUGACUCCAGAAUCGAAUAACAAUCUCCCCACUAACAAAACAAGGGAGGAGGCACUUCAAGCUAGGAGUGAGGACUCAUCGGUCAUUGGUCAAGACUCAUCGGUCAAGAGCUCCGACAUCACGCCUGAGGUUGACGGCGGAGGGAUGCAUCCCGGGAAGGUUUUAUUUACAUCGACACCAGCAGCCAGCAGGAAGGUUGGUCGACAGUUCUCCUUGUUAUCAUCAGGACCUAUACCAGAAGGAGGAUUUGUGGGUUUGGCGAAACAUCGGGAUGGCAACUUGCUUGGCAUCUUGUUCCAGGUGAAGAGGGUCGACUUAGACGAUGGAGAGACGCUGUACUGUAUAUGGAUGUCACGUGACCCAGCUGAGCCUACAGACGCUGGUCACAUGACCUCGAGCAUGGCCAAUGCAUCAAGUUUCGACAGCACUUUCAAUCAGUCGAACCACACCAAGAGCAUGUCAGAGAUUGUAGCAAACAAUGGAGCUCAGAAGAUCAACCUUGAUUCGUCACUUUCAAUGGAACAAGAUGAUCAGAGGUUAGGGGAAGGGGAGUACCAGAGGCACUACAAGACCCUCCAGUCAAUAGGCAAGGGAGCUUUUGGAUUCGUCAAGAUGGCCAUGACUAUAGCAGAUAAUAAGAUGGUUGUGGUGAAGUUCAUCCGGAGAGCGAAGGUUUUGAAGGAGAACUGGGUGGACGAUCCCAAACUUGGCUGUAUUCCUCUUGAAGUGGCUUACCUCACUAAACUGGACCAUCCAAACAUUGUCAAGGCUGUGGACAGCUUUCAAAACGAUGAAUUCUUUCAGCUAGUGAUGGAGAAGCAUGGAUCCGGCAUCGAUCUCUUUGAGUUCAUCGACCGUCAGCCUAACUUUGACGAGGCCCUCGCCAGCUAUAUGUUUAGACAGGUUGUAGCAGCAGUAAAGUACCUUCAUGAACACGGCAUUGUACAUCGUGAUAUCAAGGACGAAAACGUGAUUUUGGACGAGAAGUUCCAAAUCAAACUGAUUGACUUUGGUUCGGCAGCAUACAUGCAGCCAGGCAAGAAGUUCUCCACGUUCUGUGGAACACUGGAAUACUGCUCCCCUGAAGUCCUGCUUGGAAAUAGAUAUGAAGGGCCACAACUGGAGCUCUGGUCUCUAGGAGUAAUGCUCUAUACACUAGUGUUUGGAGAGAACCCUUUCUAUGACGUAGAAGAGACCAUCGAAGCCAUCCUGAAGCCGCCCUUCGCUGUAUCUACAACUCUGAUGCAGCUUGUCUCCUGGCUUCUUCACCCUGAGCCCGAGUUCAGAUGUACCCUUACACAGCUCCAUGGCAGUGGCUGGCUGCAGCAACCCAUGGACAUCAGCAUCUACAAAUGGAACGAGGUCAUGCCGCCUGAAGGCGCAAGGGAUACCAGUGACGUACCAGACUGCACCGAUCCGACAGAAGACUCUGGAGACAUCCUGGGAGACUCUGGCGGCUCGGCUGAAGCGGACCAACUCAGGAGAGAGUUUGAGAGAUGUCUGGCUCUGGAUGAGGAGUACGAUGAUCUGGUUAGAUUAAGAGGGCUUAACGCGAGUAUCUGAGGAAGGAUCAUGGUACUGUUGAGAGCCAGAAGGGGUCUUUGAUUGGCUGAAAGGUGUCACAUGGCACGACUGUGCAAUAUAAAAAACUUGUUUGCACUGUAAAAUGCAUACCUAUUGUUUGUAUUGCCUUAAUAAUAUUGGAUAUUUAUAUAGCGCACAUAUCCACCCUGCAAGGUACUCAGAGCGCUCCAAUAUUACCCGGCUCUGCUAGGCUACCGAUUUCGGUGCUCACAGCAUUCAAGGAAUUCCUUCCUACCUUAGCUUCACGCAUCUGAAGCCAAGCCAAGCCAACCUGAAUGUAGUUGAGAGGGUCUCGUCCUUCAAGGGAUUGCAAAUUCCCUCCAUUUUAUGUAACAAAAUUGCACGCAUUUUGUUGUUAAAUAUGAUAUACACUCCAAAUGCAGAAUUUCCUUGUGCCAUUAUAUUUCAACCUCGGCUUGCGGCCUAAGUGUAAUAUAACCUCACUCUGAGGAAAUCUGAAUUAUUAACACCAGAACAUGCAAUAUUUGUAUAGUUUAAAUAUAACUUGUCACAUUCUGUUCAGUUUGUAACAUAUCAACGUACAAACUGAAAUGCUUAGUAUUCAUUUAUUUAUUUAUUUAUUUACAUAUAACACAUACAUUUGUAUUGAUAUGGAAGUUGUAAAGUAAGGGGGUUGGAUCUUUUUCUUUUAUUUUUGUGUUAGAAGAUGUAAAAUAUUUUACCAUGAAUGAAUAAAUGAUAUAAGCUCGUGUGUACACUGGUUAUUUCCAUUAUCAUGAGACCAAAGUAUUACUUCACCUUGACAACAUCAAAAUUCCACAGUAAACCCUGAAACUCUCUCAAAAUGUUAAUCUGUUAACAGACCUCAAAGUAGGUUAUCUUCAUGUCAAGUUAGCUAUUGUAGCAGAUUUGUUUGUCUUAAUACAAGGGAAUUACGAUGAGUUGAUUUUAUUGGACAAUGCAGGAACAAUGUUGUUGAAUGCCAAAAUUGAUUUAUUGAUGCGUGAGUAUUUCAGGCAAUA